GCGGAAAAACUUAGACGCGUGCAUCUUGACAGGAAGCGGAACAUGGGGAGAGCUGGGUUAAUCUUGUGGGGAAUUGUUGGGGCCCCAGGCCUUGCCGCACCCCAUGUCGUUGAGCUUACUACCCGGCUACCCAGAAGCUUGACCACGCCACUACAGUUAGUACCCAACGGCGGGAUGGCAUACUACAAACAGGAAUAA
Messenger RNA from Bipolaris zeicola 26-R-13, 198 nucleotides. RefSeq lists its product as uncharacterized. The transcript has a single exon. NCBI's taxonomy places the organism in Eukaryota, Fungi, Ascomycota, Dothideomycetes, Pleosporales, Pleosporaceae. The annotation marks the transcript as partial. The record is from RefSeq and is a predicted model, not a curated record.